GUUCCAUUGUUUGCAUCCAACGGUGCCUGUGCUAAUUAUUUUCACAGUGGCGAUUCUACGCCUGAAUCAACCGGGGUGAUUUUCUCGUUUCCCCACCAAACCUCAACCUCCCCUCCUCUCCCGUCUUGUUCUCCGCCUCCCGGCCAAACUAGCCAACCAAACCCCAAAACGAAACCAGCUCGCGGAAACCAACCAAACCAAUCCACCCAGUCAAACACUCCUCCGCCGCCCCCCGAUCGAUCCCCCACCGGGCCCAUGGCGUCGGAGAUCGAGGUGCUCGAGGACACCACCGCGGCCGCCUCCGUGCCGCCCCCCUCCCCCACCGCCGACGGCGAGGAGGAGGGGCCGGCCGCCGCGGACGACGACUCGCAGAAGAACGACGUGUACACGGCGGCGGCGUACGGCGAUCUGGAGAAGCUGCAGCGGCUGGUGGAGGGGGAGGGACGCCCGGUCACGGAGACUGACGGCCAGGGGUACUACGCGCUCCAGUGGGCCGCCCUCAACAACCGCGUCGCCGCCGCGCAGUACAUCCUCGAGCAUGGAGCAGAUGUAAAUGCUGUGGACCACACUGGGCAAACAGCACUUCACUGGAGUGCUGUACGUGGUCAUAUCCAAGUUGCUGAGCUACUUCUGAAAGAAGGAGCUAAGGUGGAUGUUGCUGAUUUAUAUGGCUAUCAGGCAACACAUGUUGCAGCACAGUAUGGUCAGACAGCAUUUAUUUACCAUAUUGUUGCGAAAUGGAAUGCUGAUCCAGAUGUCCCUGAUAAUGAUGGAAGAAGCCCACUGCAUUGGGCUGCUUACAAGGGAUUUGCCGAUUCUAUACGUCUCCUUUUGUAUUUGGAUGCUUAUAGGGGGCGGCAGGAUAAAGAAGGUUGUACCCCUUUACAUUGGGCUGCUAUUAGGGGGAACCUGGAGGCAUGCACUGUGCUAGUUCAGGCUGGCAAAAAGGAUGACUUGAUGGUGAAGGACAAAACUGGUUUAACUCCAGCACAGCUUGCUGCUGAUAAGAAUCAUCGGCAAGUUGCAUUUUUCCUCGACAAUGCUAAAAGGGUAUAUGAUAGAGGAUGUGAUGGGAAUACCAGUUUUGGAAAAUUAUCGAAAUUGGGGCUAGCUCCUGUACUUUGGUGUAUGAUUAUUGGCCUGCUUGCUACAUAUAUACACUCUGUUAUAUCAGGACAAUAUAUGAUGGAUAUGACAGCGCCUUUUGGGCUGUUUGCAUGGUCAGGAGUUUUCCUUGCAACUGCUGGCCUGGUCAUGUUCUAUAAAUGUAGCAGAAAAGAUCCUGGCUACAUCAAGGCGAAUAUAAGAGACUCACAAAAUCAAAGGGAUGAUGAACCUUUGCUGAAGUUGGAAUUGGACAAUCCUGCACUUCUGUCUGGUAACUGGUCACAGCUUUGUAUAACCUGCAAAAUUGUGAGACCUGUUCGUUCAAAACAUUGUUCUACAUGUGAUCGCUGUGUUGAGCAGUUUGACCAUCACUGUCCUUGGGUAUCUAAUUGCAUUGGCAAGAAGAACAAAUGGGAAUUCUUCAUGUUCAUCGCUCUAGAAGUUUUUGCAAUGAUCAUUACUGGUUGUGCUGCCAUUAUAAGGAUUGUAAGAGAUCCAGCUUCUCCAGCAUCCUUUGUUCCUUGGCUUAGUUAUUCUGCUUUUAACCAUCCUGGGGCACUUUCCUUUCUCAUAAUGGAUCUCUUCCUUUUCUUCGGUGUUGCAGUUCUAACAGUAGUCCAAGCAUCUCAGAUAGCUAAGAACAUUACAACAAAUGAGAUGGCAAAUUCCAUGAGAUACAGUUAUCUUAGAGGUCCAGGUGGAAGAUUCAGAAACCCAUUCGACCAUGGAGUGCGCAAGAACUGCUCAGAGUUCUUGAUAAAUGGAUACAAUGAGGACAUUGAACGGCUCGAUCAUACAUCACACGCUGACGAGGAAAUAGGAAUGAUUCAAAUGACAAGCACAGUCUCACAGAAUGGUGAGGGGCCGUCCCACCUUGGCAAUGGCACUGGCCAUGCCUGUGCCGAUUCACAUGCUAACUCAACAUCUCACAGUCCAAGUUCAUCGCAGUGUUGUGACCACAGUAAGAAGACUGAUAGAACACCGUUGGGCCUAGGGCCGGGCCUUGGACGAAACAGUGCUUCCCGGCAGUUUGUCCGGUCCCUUCUCCCAUUGUGAUUCGUCGCGUGCAGAUCAUGUGUGCUCGCUGUAGGUUGUAUGUAUUUGCUCGUAAGGCUCCGUUUAUUUAGCUGCUUGUGAUGUGUUGUACCACAUAGGUUCUGGCUAGCUUGCGUUAAUAUCGUUGGGGUGCUAGCUGUGUGAAAAUUCAGAUCUGUUAGAUCCAGGAAAUUUUUUUUUGUGGUGAAUACAUAGGAGAUGAAGGUAGCAAAGUGCUCAUGAAUAUCCGCUGAUCCAUAGUUCAAAUGGCAUGUAGCUCCAUAGUUCAGAGAGGGCAACAAUUUUGUGCAGGUGCAGCCGCAUGAAAUAUUUUCUGCAUUGCUGUGUCCGUUGGUGUCAAUAGUACUCAGCUGUAGUUGUAAACUAAGAGAAUUGUAAAUUUAUUAAUAGCAACUUCACUGUAGCAUAAGCUUUUUCUGUUUUUCAGUCUGCGUAGGAUAUUCAUACGGAUAAUGAGAAAGUUCUGUGCCUUAUGUCCA
Molecule: messenger RNA, 2642 nt
Organism: Oryza brachyantha (malo sina)
Lineage: Eukaryota; Viridiplantae; Streptophyta; Magnoliopsida; Poales; Poaceae
Product: protein S-acyltransferase 24-like
Exons: 13
Coding region: 256-2163 (635 amino acids)
Biological process (GO): protein palmitoylation
Cellular component (GO): Golgi membrane
Molecular function (GO): protein binding; palmitoyltransferase activity
Source: RefSeq, a predicted model, not a curated record